GCGGGGGCGAAUCUUUUGAUCUCCUUAGCCAAUCUAGCCGUAAACCCACCGUCAUUACCAUACCAACAUAUGAAGAAGUUGAGGCCAAUGUACCAAAGCCAGUAUAUAAAUUUCCACAUCCAAAACCUUUAAAACCAAUUCCUCCACCUGAGCCAAUUCCUGGUGCGACGGUACUUCUUCGAGCUUGUGCUACACGAUUGGAUAAAGAGCGUUGGCAUAGUUCAUCUAAUCAAAAGUCUGCACCUACCUGGGAAGAAUAUAUUAAAAUGUAUAAUCAUUCAACGAGUAGUGUUAUUCGCUCUUCUAUUCGUCGAGAUGUGGGUAACUUAGUAAAGAAAAGGAUUACCACGCCGCAGACAUCUGAUAAAUCCUAUAGUAAUUCUUCGCAAGAAAUUCAAGAGAACGAUUAUUGCGAUGAACAUUCUGACAGAGGCUCCAGAGAUGGAGAUGAACCACCAAAUAAACGCAAAAUAUUAAUAUACGACACAAAUCAUACAGAGGUUUCAAAUAGCUGUGACGGCAACGUCGAAACAAUUGAACAAAUCAAUGACACUGAACAUGAAAUUAUCCGUAAAAAAACUCAAUUAACGAUCACUUCCGAUAUGAAUUUCUUUGAACGUCUUAAAAUCCUCGCACCUGAAGCUGCCGCAGUAUAUCAUGAGAUGGAGGUUAUAGAAGAAUCAAUAGAUACUGAUCAAGCUAACACUCGCCGAGUUAAAAAUCCGUACGACAAGAAAGCAUGGUUCAGAAAAGAUACAGAAAAAUUUUAUAAGUUAGUGGCAAAGUGGGGAUAUAAUUAUUCCAAAAUUGCGGACUUAACUGGAAGAACUGUCUCUCAAGUUAGAAAGAAGUUCAUAAAAGAGAAUAAAAUUAAUUCCAAGCGACUCGAUGAUGCU
This is a messenger RNA of Cetraspora pellucida, 896 nucleotides long. The record is from the annotation of a GenBank genome assembly. Lineage: Eukaryota; Fungi; Glomeromycota; Glomeromycetes; Diversisporales; Gigasporaceae.